Vanrija pseudolonga is the source of this 1114-nucleotide messenger RNA. It is a transcript of the gene oac1, whose product is annotated as Mitochondrial oxaloacetate transport protein. The record is from RefSeq and is a predicted model, not a curated record. Lineage: Eukaryota; Fungi; Basidiomycota; Tremellomycetes; Trichosporonales; Trichosporonaceae. The coding region runs from base 15 to 1019 and encodes 334 amino acids. The transcript is spliced from 6 exons.
CACCACCCCGUCCGAUGUCUGCAGCUGCCGCCCCCGCCGCUGCCGCCGCCGCCGCAGCGGCGCCGCAAAAGCCCCUGUCCCUGCUCGAGAGCUUCAUGUGUGGUGGUCUGGCUGGGUGCGCCGCGGUGACUGUUACCAACAUCCCCGAAACGAUGAAGACGCGCCUGCAGCUCCAAGGCGAGCUGGCCAAGGCCGACGCCAACGCGCCCAAGGUGUACAAGAACGUCUUUGACGUGUUCAAGAAGACGUGGGCGAACGAGGGCAUCAAGGGCUUGCAGAGGGGCUUGAUGCCCGCGUACGGGUACCAGAUCCUGCUCAACGGAUCGAGGUUGGGCUUCUACGAGCCCGUCCGCCACACGCUGAACCGCGCGCUGGGGUACAAGCCCGAAGAGGUGGUGUGGUACACUUCGAUCACUGCGGGCAGUAUUACGGGCUGUAUUGGAGCGACCCUCGGCUCGCCCCUCUUCCUCAUCAAGGCCCGCAUGCAGGCGUACUCGCCCGUCCUCCCCGUCGGCGCGCAGCACAACUACAAGAACGGCUUUGAUGCGCUCCGGACAAUUGUCAAGGCUGACGGCGUGCCCGGCCUGUGGCGCGGUGUUUCGGCUGCCAUUUUGAGGACUGUCUGUGGCUCCGCUGUCCAGCUCCCGUCGUACAACUACGCAAAGGACGUGUUCACACGGUACGGCCUCCUCGACCCCAACUCGUUCUGGAUGUACCUCGCUGCGUCGGGCGUGUCGGGUGUCGUUGUUUGCGCCGCUAUGCAGCCCGCCGACACAGUCCUCACCCGCAUGUACAACCAGCCCACGAUUAAGGACCCCGUGACGGGCAAGACGCGCGGCGCGCUCUACACCAACCCCAUCGACUGUCUGUGGAAGACGGCCCAGGCCGAGGGCAUCAAGGGCUGGUACAAGGGCACCACGGCCCACUUCCUCCGUAUCGCGCCACACACCGUCAUCACCCUCGUCGCAAACGAGCUCAUCACAAAGGAGUACAAGAAGUACAUUCGGAGAGCAGACUAGAUGCGUCGUGUGAGUCGUGGACUUGCGUCCACGCGGAUACCUUGUAUGAUUUCAAUACUCAAUACUCAAUUGCAUCUUGUCCUUGUACACAAAAA